AUGGAACCCAAAUUCGAUAGUAAAAGAGUAUUGAAACUCUCAGCAUUCCUCUUUGUCAUCAGUGUAGUCUUGGUUUACUACAUUUUUGAAUUUGAUGAAUGGCUUGAUGACAAUGAAUUAGCACAUGGCAACAGCAAACAGAGUAAAUUAGAUGACGAUUUGUAUGUGAACAAUCAAGACGAUGUUAAAAAGUUGAAUCAUGUUGAUAACGAUGAUAGCGGAGAGGAUUCUAUUCAGAGAGGUGGUCAUAAUGAAGAGCAAGAUGACGAUUUGAACGAAAGUAGUAAAAAGAUCAAUGACGAUGACCACCAUGACGACAAUGAAAAGACUUCUGAGCAUGUUCAUGAUGAAGGAAAUAGCCAAACUCAUAAAGUUUCUGGAAAGGGUCCUGAAAAGGGAGAUUCUAAGGACAAACUCAAUAAUAAGUAUAUCAGAAACCCAACAGGAAGAAGAUUAAGGUAUUGA
Messenger RNA from Yamadazyma jaroonii, 465 nucleotides. Lineage: Eukaryota; Fungi; Ascomycota; Pichiomycetes; Serinales; Debaryomycetaceae. The record is from the annotation of a GenBank genome assembly.